Babjeviella inositovora NRRL Y-12698 is the source of this 1348-nucleotide messenger RNA. It is a transcript of the gene MNN10, whose product is annotated as alpha-1,6-mannosyltransferase. Gene Ontology annotation, biological process: protein N-linked glycosylation. The transcript has a single exon. Lineage: Eukaryota; Fungi; Ascomycota; Pichiomycetes; Serinales. Gene Ontology annotation, molecular function: glycosyltransferase activity. The record is from RefSeq and is a predicted model, not a curated record. Bases 221 to 1168 code for a protein of 315 amino acids. Gene Ontology annotation, cellular component: Golgi membrane.
AAAAAACACUAAACUGGGAUCCAGACGGCUCACUACCAGCCUCCAGCUCGCGUUCCAGGAGUAUGUCGAGCACAGAUACCUCCCAAGCGUUGUCACGGUGGUGUCGUCUAUAUUGCUUUUCUACAUCACGUAUAUCUCUCUUUAUGGCGGAGAAGCGCCUUUAAGCGACUGGGACGGUGCAGGGACCCAAGGGCUGGGUAUUUCGAGAGGCGGUAGCGGUAUGGUUGGCUACACGAAGGCAUACAAGAGAGGCGGCGCCCCCCCAACCCCCAAGGAGCCUGGUAUCUACAAGAAUGCGGUAAAAGCUCCGCACAGAUAUUUCUGGAAUAAGAGCCCAAGUAAAAUUGUUAUUGUGGUGGGCGCAAAUCGAGAGGGGGGAGUAGAAAAGUGGAAGGAGCCCCGGGAGUGGAAAACCGAAAACACCGCCAUUCAAGACAAGCGCAGGUACGCGUUGAGACACGGGUACGACGUUGUGGUCAAGGAUUUAACCUUCCAGAAGAAGCAUUCCCAUGAGCACAGGGAAGCUUGGGCCAAGUUUGAUAUUUUGCGGGAGGCCAUACGCGACCACCCGGAGGCUGAGUGGUUCUGGUACGUGGACAUGAACUCAUACAUUAUGAUGCCAGAAAUUUCCUUGGAAGAGUUGAUCUGGAGCCACAGCGAGAGCAUAUCGAGAGACAAGACGGAAUACUUUCACGGCAAGCCUUCCAAGACGGAUAGCCGUAUGCCGUACGUCGACUACGACGAACCGGUGGAGUUGAUUGUCUCCCAGGACUGUUUGGGGUUCAAUCUCGAAUCUUUUUUCAUUCGUCGGUCAGAAUGGACGGACAUGCUAUUGGACGUGAUGUUUGAUCCGAUCUUCUAUAAGGCGUUGCACGUGAAAUGGGUGCGCGAGGAAGCGAGUGCGUUGGAGUACUUUUACGACGAGCAAGCGUGGGUCAGGUCAAGAGUCGGGUUCAUGCCGUUCCGUCACUUUAACUCCUUGGCUAGAGGCUGUGCAGACUCGGACAAGCCGUAUUUGUUCACCUACAACGAAACUGACGGAGAUUUCAUGGUGAACAUGCACAACUGCAGGAACCGAGGUGACCGCAACUGCCACGACGAAAUGGAGUAUUACGCCCAGCUAGCGGAGGAGCUUCAUUCGAGCUGGUUCACUAAUUUGUUUGGUUAGGCGGAUGAAAGCUAAUGCCGUCACCACCCUGUAAGGCUUGCCCCUUGCGGUGCGGCUAGGAAAUUGGCGUCACAGAAACGGCCGGAGGUAGCUGACUCCCCCUGCGUAUAUUUUUUUUUAUGUAGCUCCGCAUUUUCUCGCUUUUGAUAAACGUAAUAUAUUCACAGCAAUGCUUUUUAU